AUGAGUUUCGCAGGUAUCGCAGGGUGAGCAAGGUCGCGAGUUUGAGGUACACUUGUGUGGACAGAAGAGCUUGAGGGAGGCUUCACAAUUGGUAUGGGGCCAACAGAGUCCGGUUCAAAAUACAACAAUUUACCCACCUUUGUUAUCCACUACGGCGGUAUGAUGAAGAGGCUCAGGUCGUCAUCGAGCGAGCGAGUUGCUCCGACUCCGUGCGAGCAACGACUUCAUGCUGUCGCGAACAAUGGCCUCACGGGCGUCGUUCCACUGCUUCCACUAGCGUGACUGUCUACAUUGCAUACCGGCAUCGUGCAAUGUCAGUACUCGCACUGCAGGUAACACAUAAGCCAGUGCCGCAUCGAUAGAGACCAUGAG
Baudoinia panamericana UAMH 10762 is the source of this 372-nucleotide messenger RNA. RefSeq lists its product as uncharacterized. The transcript has a single exon. Bases 94 to 282 code for a protein of 62 amino acids. Lineage: Eukaryota; Fungi; Ascomycota; Dothideomycetes; Mycosphaerellales; Teratosphaeriaceae. The record is from RefSeq and is a predicted model, not a curated record.